UACCCCUGACUCGGACCCCCCCUUGGUGAAAUGAACGUGACCUGUGUUUGACAACUCGGUGGUGCGUUAUGUCCAGGCCGAGGGUCCCGUGCGUCGCUGAUCACGCGUAACCGUGCACGACUGAGGAUCCGCGGAGUUUGAUGUUCUCCUUUUGCGUGCACUAAUGAGAGGAGCACGAUGUUGAGGUACAUUCUUCCCGUCGCGAUAAUCGUUAUCGCCUGCCUGUCGCAGCUGUCCGAGGCGCAGUACGACGACAAGAGAUGCAAGUGCAUCUGCCCGAGCCUCUCGUCUGUCAUCAACACGACGCAGUCGUCCAUGGAGCGUCUCACGUACAUCAUAAACGUUCCACCGUUGCAAUGCAAGUGCGAGAACGUCGUCCUGCCGAAGGUUGGCGAACAGAUAAAGGGCAAGGAGGAGGUGUUUUGCUCUCGAUGCGACUGCAAAUAUGAGAACAGGAACACGACUAUUAUUAAGAUCGUGGUGAUAAUAGUUAUAUGGGUUAUCUCGUUGUUAGUAAUUUAUAUGUUAUUCCUAAUUUGCCUGGACCCGUUGCUUAACAAACGGAUACACAAGGCGUCGGCAAACAUUGGUUAUCACGAGCAUAAUAACGAGGAGGACGACUCGUCUCUUGCGCCCGGAACGUCUCAUCCGAUGGGGGAGAGGGGUAACGUUUUGAAUCGCGUCGGACACCAGCAGGACAAGUGGAAACGACAGGUCCGGGAGCAGAGGCGGAAUAUUUACGAUCGUCACACCAUGCUGAACUAAGCUGCACGUUUUGUUCCCCUCCCUCCCCUAAGUAUGUAAAAAAAAUAUCAAAGACACGGAAUACUUCUAGUUGCGACGACGAAUUUGUUCGAUCCUUUCGGAGCAAGCCUCCCGCGAAUAGUUUGUAUCGAUAAAGUAUAAUAUAUUGCAGUAAUAAAGUAACAUUAAGCGCCAGCGACUGUAUCUUCGCGAUUAUUUAUUUUCGUAAAAUUCUAUCCGACGGAGUACGGCUGAUGUUGAGCGAAAAUUAUAUAUUCGGAGAUUUUACAAUUUUUUCUGUGAUUAUAGUGCAAUUGAAUAAUAAAGUAUUAAGCAUACAUUA
Vollenhovia emeryi is the source of this 1087-nucleotide messenger RNA. RefSeq lists its product as uncharacterized. The record is from RefSeq and is a predicted model, not a curated record. The transcript is spliced from 5 exons. The coding region runs from base 178 to 765 and encodes 195 amino acids. Gene Ontology annotation, cellular component: lysosomal membrane. NCBI's taxonomy places the organism in Eukaryota, Metazoa, Arthropoda, Insecta, Hymenoptera, Formicidae.